This is a messenger RNA of Dendronephthya gigantea, 2167 nucleotides long. RefSeq names its product PIH1 domain-containing protein 1-like. The transcript is spliced from 5 exons. The coding region runs from base 1 to 900 and encodes 299 amino acids. Gene Ontology annotation, cellular component: ribonucleoprotein complex; R2TP complex; cytoplasm. NCBI's taxonomy places the organism in Eukaryota, Metazoa, Cnidaria, Anthozoa, Malacalcyonacea, Nephtheidae. Gene Ontology annotation, biological process: rRNA processing; box C/D snoRNP assembly. The record is from RefSeq and is a predicted model, not a curated record.
AUGGAGGUCGAUACUGAGUAUAUUGAAAACGAAGAGUUCUACAAGAAUUUGUUGCUUUCGCUCGAAAAAGACGGUCACAAUACAGCGCCAACGACGAACGACAAUGGCAAAUUCAUUCUUCCAAAGGCUGGGUUUGUUAUUAAAACGAAAAACGAGAAGAAUGAGAAAAUUUUUAUGAACAUUUUAUCGAGCGAGGAACUACCUUCUCCAAAGGAUAUCACUGAGACAGAACUUCAGAAAUUACUUGAGGAUCCGGAUGCAACUCAGUUUAAGAUUCCUCUGGCACUUGGCGACCCACAUGCAGAGACGGAUAAAAGUGGAAAAGGCUGUACCGUUUAUGAUGUUGUCAUUAACGACGCCUUUCUCUCAAAGUUAAGAACCAACAACUUUUUUAUGGGAUUUUUUAUGACUGUUGUAUAUGAAGGAAUAGAAAGUAAAUACAAUACAACAUUGUCACGUGAUUGGGUAAUGCUAAAAAAUAAGAAAUGUAUUGGUGAUAUUAACAAGCAUAGAAUACGAAAUAGAAGCAAGCCUGUCAUUCAGGAAAUGGAUCAGCUAGGCGAUCUCGGAUUAAAUGAAGUAUCGUCUAGACCUUUAGCGCCGCCAUCGGCUAAAAUAGAAAGUGACGCUGCAUGCGAACCUUCUUACAGGAUAUUACAGGAACCUCCUACAAGUUCACCCGAGUAUUUGAUCCUAGAAGUUUCUUUACCUGGGGUGAAAUCUAUGAACGGCACAGUAUUAGACGUUGGGGAUGAUCGUCUUAUUCUUGAUGUUCCUGGUAAGAAAUAUCAUUUGGACCUGACUUUUGAUCAUCUUGUUGAUUACGAAUCUGGUGGAGCUCAAUUUAACAGAAAAACUAAAACGCUGACGGUUACUAUUCCUGUAUUAAAGGAAUCUUAAAGAUGUGAAGAGAUAGAGUAGCUUGUUUGUGAAUUGCUUGUAUCGGAGAAAUCACGUCAAAAUCCCAGAAGACAAACACUUGAACGCAGACAUUCCUCUACUGAAGGUAGCAAUGGUGGGACAGUUGGAGUAAUGGUGGAAAAUACGUAUCACAAGAUUUCCGCACGAAUUGUUAAGCCUGGUUUACACUAAUCAAAUUUUCUGUGAUCACAGUUGGAAUUUUCAAACAACAAAUUAAUCCUAUAAGUUUUAAAAGAUUAGUCGAAAAUAUCGGAGGGAACUGUCUAAUACGAAGUUAUCUCAUCCUAAUAUUCACUACAUGAUAUUUAAAACUUUGAAUUUGCCUGUGAUCACAGAAACUGUGACAGUGUAGUCCUGGCCUGAGGUCACUCCGCUCGCUCACUCACACCCAGUGAAUAUAACGCUGAGAAGAAGCCUACUUUAUCCUAACUGUAGCAUAAAACCUAAAACUGGCAAUGUGAUUGGUCGGCGAUCCGCGAAAAAGUGUAUAGGAUUAUCAGUUCAUGCGAGUAAAAUCCACCGAAGAAAAAAUGGAUUAUUUUGCCGUUUGGUCAGGAUUUUGAUCUCACAACACACUCAUACUAUAUUUAGGUCAAACGCGUCUUAGGUUCAAGACGCUGACAAGCAUUUUGUACAUUUUAUCACCUGAAAGAUUUCACAUAUCCAUGUAGUAUGGAAAUUAUGUCGUGAAAGUUUCUAUAGUGAGGUUCGCGUUUACACAAUUCAAAAUUAGGCUUUCGCACACAGACAUGCAAUCCAAAAUUAGGCUUUCGUUUUUCGAAUGGUAAAUUUUCUGUCUGUUAGAUCAAUUUAGUUUUUUAGCAUUUAAAACUUGUCUAUUUUUUUAUACAGCCCCACUGUUAAGUUUUUAGAUGCUGAAUAUAUUAAAAAUAUUAUUAAUAAAAUAUUCUUCUUUGCCGCCUCGAAAAACCAUCCGAAAGAUAUUGAAAAAUUUACAGUAUGAUAAUAGCUUGAUUCGAGUCCGAAGUGAAACAGAGCUGUGUAAUUUGCAUGUGAGUUCACAUUACAUUGUUAGAUUUAAAUUGGUGUGAGCUUUAGUAUGGUAAUAUGAUGGACUGAUAGACUGGUGUGAGCUUUAGUAAUAAUUUAUGAGUAGAGUUUAUAUGACAAUGAGUCACUUCUACCACACACAUAUAAUAUAUCCAUGCAUAGUUCCAUACUGCAGGAUGUAUACAAUAAAGUAGACAAUUUUAAAACGCCCAAAAACUACCAAAUUGAAAAGAUU